Molecule: messenger RNA, 1053 nt
Organism: Neurospora crassa OR74A
Lineage: Eukaryota; Fungi; Ascomycota; Sordariomycetes; Sordariales; Sordariaceae
Exons: 2
Coding region: 1-1053 (350 amino acids)
Source: RefSeq, a predicted model, not a curated record
AUGAGAUUGAUCAACACCGAGACGCUCGAGCUUCAAGAGUUCUUUGAGUCACAAGCUCCGUCCUACGCGAUACUUUCGCACACAUGGGACAAAAACGAAAUCACCUUCCAGGAGAUGCUUUCCAAGUCUCCGUCGACCAUGGUAAAGGCUGGAUACAAGAAGAUCCAGGAUACCUGCAAAAUGGCACAAUCGAGGGGUCAACAAUGGGUCUGGAUUGACACCUGUUGCAUCGACAAGUCAAGCAGCGCCGAACUCACCGAGAGCAUCAACUCCAUGUACCGCUGGUACCAAAAUGCCUACGAAUGCUACGCUUAUCUUGUCGAUUUUGCCCCCGGGUCGCUGCCGCAAGAUGAACUUGAAAAAUGCCGCUGGUUCACACGAGGGUUCACCUUGCAGGAACUCAUUGCGCCCAAGACGGUGGUAUUCUUCGACAGAGACUGGAACGUGAUUGGAGGAAAGAAGGACGAGGGUAUUCUCGAAAUCAUCGUUCGCACCACGGGUAUUUCAGAACUCGUUCUUUCUGGUUCUUCGCCAUUGGGUGGCUCUACAAUUGCCGAGCGGAUGCUCUGGGCUUCGCCUCGUGAAACGACCCGCCCUGAAGACAAAGCUUAUUGUCUGCUCGGCAUAUUCGAGGUCAAUAUGCCCCUCAUAUACGGAGAAGGUGAUAAUGCCUUCCGCAGACUCCAAGAGGAGAUCAUCAAGCAUGAGGAUGACCUACCGGAGAUUGGCAGCUUGAUUCAGCAGAAUCACAUCCCUCGCCAUAUCCUUUUUCCUGGCCACGGCAAACAAUCAUCCCACCUUCUCAAUAAAGGGCCAGAGUACGGUCGCCAAAAGGUGAUCAUGCUUGGAACCGCAAAGAAACCACAAAGAGUGACCAUCGGUAUUGAAACAGAUGUCACCGACCCCCCUGCUGAGUUCGACUGCGCUCUAGGUCGAAUUAGGCCCAGUCUUCAGUACACUGUAAAGUUUCACGCUACCAUCGAAGAUGAUGUCAAUACCCCUGAAUACAGGAGGUUUUACUGGCGCAUUUUAAGGAGCCUGAAAAGCUUAUGA